Messenger RNA from Malaya genurostris, 3864 nucleotides. Its product is annotated as neurofibromin-like. The record is from RefSeq and is a predicted model, not a curated record. The transcript has 2 exons. Gene Ontology annotation, biological process: regulation of GTPase activity. NCBI's taxonomy places the organism in Eukaryota, Metazoa, Arthropoda, Insecta, Diptera, Culicidae. The annotation marks the transcript as partial.
UCACUGUAUCACUUUGUGAUCGUUAGUUCUCUGUUGAAAAUCGUAACCCAAGCUAGACUGCCAAAGUGGCCACAGAUUGAUUUGGUUUAUGCCCGUUCCGGUGAGUUGAGGGCAUUGUUUACCGACACGUUGAACAAGGCAACGCAGGGUUACAGCGCUCAUACGCCGCUAAGGAUGAUCACUUCGUUGACGCUCAAAUCCAAGGACGCCCAAAGUCGCUUGACUCGACCGAACGAAGGUCCGGCUCAUAAAGCUUUGCUUCUGUUGAUGGUUAGAUUGAUUCACGCCGAUCCGAUGUUGCUGUUGAAUAGUUUGAGCAAAGCCGGCCACGAAGUACAGAGCUCAACGCUGGAACUGAUUAACGGUCUUGUGUCGUUGGUUCAUCAACCGACGAUGCCCGAUGUGGCACAGGAAGCUAUGGAAGCGCUGUUGGCACUGCAUUCUCCCGAUAAAAUCGAAGUCUGGAAUCCGGAAGCUCCCAUCAACACCUUCUGGGACGUUAGCUCGCAGGUGCUGUUCUCGAUCUCGCAGAAACUGAUCCAACAUCAAAUCGCCAACUACACCGACGUGUUGAAUUGGUUACGUGAAAUUCUGAUCUGUCGAAAUACGUUCCUUCAGCGGCACAAGGAUUAUGCCAACGUGGGCAGUCAGAUUGCCAUUUGCCGGCAAGCACACAUAAAACUGGAGGUGGUGUUUUUCAUGUACCUCUGGUCGGUGGAUUUGGAUGCCGUCAUGGUUUCACUGUCUUACUUCGGACUACUCUGCGAGGAAGCCGAAAUACGGUCCGGUUCGGAUGAACUUGCCGUGGUUUGCACCCUAGCGAAUUACCAUCUUUAUCAGGAACUUUCGCAUACGUCGAGCACGCUGACAACGCAGAACCGUGUCACGCAGAGUAGCCAAAUGUUACCGAUUGGGGUCAGCGGUCCAUCGUUGAUGCAGUCGACCACUUUGCUGUCCAUCGAACAUACGAUUUACAUCAUGAAGUCGGUGUUGGACGGUCGGCAGAGUAAGGAUCAGAACGAUCAACCAUCGAAUGCGGAACAUUUGGGUGUGACAAGCAUUGAGAACCUGAUGUUGGCGAUUGUGAGAUAUGUCCGUCAUCUGGACAUGACCGUGCACGCGAUCCACAUCAAAACCAAACUGUGUCAGUUGGUUGAGGUUAUGAUGAAGCGUCGGGAUGACUUGGCGUUCCGACAGGAGAUGAAAUUCCGAAACAAGUUGGUCGAGUACUUGACGGAUUGGGUGAUGGGAACUUCGCAUCAAAUAGCACCUCCUAGUUCGGGAGAUGUGACCAUCAUAACCCGUGACCUCGAUCAAGCCUGUAUGGAAGCGGUGGCGGCUCUUCUGCGUGGUCUACCACUGCAACCGGAGGAAUCCGAUCGGGGUGAUCCGAUGGAUGCCAAAAGUGCACUGUUUCUAAAGUACUUUACUCUGUUUAUGAAUCUACUGAACGAUUGUGUGGACGGUUCGGAAGCCGAUAAAGAUACAAACAAUCCACCGUUGCUUCCACUGCGACCGCGGGUAGCUGCCGGGAAAUUGACGGCCCUUCGGAAUGCCACCAUUCAAGCAAUGUCCAAUCUACUGAGUGCCAACAUCGACUCCGGGCUGAUGCAUUCGAUUGAUCUGGGUUAUAAUCCGGACCUUCAGACACGGGCUGCCUUUAUGGAAGUGUUGACUCAAAUUCUUCAACAGGGUACCGAAUUUGACACUCUGGCCGAGUCGGUUAUGGCCGAUCGGUUCGAGCAAUUGAUUCAGCUGGUGACCAUGAUCAGUGACAAGGGGGAACUACCGAUCGCUAUGGCACUGGCUUCGGUCGUGACAACAUCCCAGAUGGAUGAACUUGCCCGGGUUCUGGUGACCCUGUUCGAUGCCAAACACUUGCUGUCUCCCCUCCUGUGGAACAUGUUCUACCGAGAGGUUGAGGUUUCCGACUGUAUGCAAACUUUGUUCCGUGGAAAUUCACUCGGCAGCAAAAUCAUGGCGUUCUGUUUCAAGAUCUACGGAGCCAAUUACCUGCAAGGCUUGCUGGAACCUUUGAUCCGCCCCGUUACCAGUUUCGAGGUAGAUCCGGCUCGUUUGGAAACCAACGAAGACAUCGAAGUGAACCGGAAGAAUCUGAUUGCCCUAACGCAGAAGGUUUUCGAUGCCAUUGUCAACUCGGCCGAUCGUUUUCCGCCGCAACUUCGAUCGAUGUGCCACUCUUUGUAUCAGGUUCUGAGCAAACGUUUCCCCAACUUGCUGCAGAACAACAUCGAUGCCGUCGGGACGGUGAUCUUUCUUCGGUUCAUCAAUCCAGCGAUCGUGUCUCCACAGGAACUGGGCAUCGUUGGAAAGCAGGUUCCCACUCAGAUCAAACGAGGCCUAAUGUUGAUGUCCAAAAUUUUGCAAAACAUCGCCAACCACGCGGAAUUCUCCAAGGAACAGCACAUGUUGUGUUUCAACGAUUUUCUACGAUCACACUUCGAGGGAGGUCGCCGGUUCUUCAUUCAGAUCGCAUCGGACUGUGAAACGGUUGAUCAAACGUCCCAUAGCAUGAGCUUCAUCUCGGAUGCAAACGUACUGGCACUGCACCGUUUGCUGUGGUCUCACCAGGAACGGAUUGGAGAUUACCUGUCGAGUAGCCGAGAUCAUAAGGCAGUUGGGAGACGACCGUUCGAUAAGAUGGCAACACUGUUGGCCUAUCUGGGACCUCCGGAGCACAAACCGGUCGACUCGCAUCUGCUGUUUUCUAGCUACGCUCGCUGGAGUUCGAUCGAUAUGUCGUCCACCAACUUCGAGGAGAUCAUGGUGAAACACCAAAUGCACGAAAAGGAAGAGUUCAAAACUCUCAAGUCUACGAACAUUUUCUACCAGGCGGGAACUAGCAAAGCCGGUAUUCCCGUAUUCUACUACAUCGCACGACGGUAUAAAAUCGGCGAAACCAGCGGUGAUCUGCUGAUCUAUCACGUCAUUCUCACGCUGAAACCGUUCUGCCAUUCCCCGUUCGAAGUGGUGAUCGUUUUUAAGCACACCUGCUCGGACAACCGCUUCCGUACGGAGUUCCUGCAGAAGUGGUUCUACGUUCUGCCGGAGGUGGCCUACGAAAAUCUACACGCGGCCUACAUCUACAACUGCAACUCGUGGGUACGGGAGUACACUAAAUUUCACGAUCGCAUACUUGCUCCUCUCAAAGGUUGCCGGAAGCUGAUCUUCCUGGAUUCGCCAGCCAAGCUAAACGACGUGAUCGAUCCGGAACAACAGAAAUUGCCCGGUGCAACGCUUUCCCUUGACGAAGAUUUAAAGGUGUUCAACAAUGCCCUCAAACUGAGCCACAAAGAUACCAAGGUAGCGAUCAAGGUUGGUCCAACGGCACUGCAAAUUACGUCGGCCGAGAAAACCAAAGUUCUGGCCCACUCGGUUCUGCUGAACGAUGUUUACUACGCGUCGGAAAUCGAAGAGGUUUGUUUGGUAGACGACAAUCAGUUCACGUUGUCAAUCGCCAACGAAAGCUCUCAGCUCAGUUUCAUCCACAACGACUGUGACAACAUAGUUCAAGCCAUAAUCCACAUCCGUAACCGGUGGGAACUAAGCCAACCAGAUUCCGUCACUGUUCAUCAGAAGAUCAGACCCAAGGAUGUCCCGGGAACGCUGAUUACCGAAAAAUUGCCGAAACCAACAGAAGAUAUGCGGAAGAAGAUUGCUAACCAUUUUUUGUGGAAUUUCCCGCUGUAUCUUGGAGCCUUGGAUGGAAAGCAUGUGGCAAUUCAAGUACCUGCCAAUAGUGUCUUUGAGUCAACGCAUGCUUUGACCGUGCUUCGGACGUGUGUCGAUACAGACACGGGUACGACACGGUCUAGUGAGAAUAUUCACAUGGAGCUGCAUUAA